CAAAGUUUUAGGGUUCAAGAUGCCUGGCAAGAGGAAGAGGGGCCAGGAGACGCCCGCUACAGCCCCAAUUCAAGCACCAUCCAGUUUCAACGGCGGUCCAAUCAGCGCAAUUGCCGCAGCGAGAUUAAAAGCUGCAGUACCUGUCACAGCCAUCGACGGCGCAAACGAAACGCCAUCCAGCCCACUGGCAGAGUCCACAGACUCCGAAUCCGGAGAGUUGGAACCUGAAGAUAGCACUCCGAUUGCUCAUCAGAACUUCAAGCUCUGCACCUGGCGCGAUGCUGGAAGCAAUGUGUUGUCUGAGUCUGACGAUGAGCUCACGAUCGUUCUGGACAAGCAUUCGACAAUUUCUUUUAUUGGAUGCUACGACUUCAAAGUCCUCAAGGGAGCCGUCAACGUCAAUGGCGCGAACCUUGGAGCGGGGCCCCGUCAAGGCACAUCAGCAAGAAGCCGUAGAGUCUUCGUACCUUCGACACAUCCCGUCACCAAAGUUCGAGGACUCGAUCGGGAAAAUCAUAUCCAGUUUCUUAGCUGUAAAGAACCAACACCGCUUGCUGCUAUCAGCCCUCUCUUUGCUAAUCUUUGGAACGGGAAUCCAAACAAAGGAACUAGGAGGAGCUUUGCUUUGAUCACGGAAUCGGACGCCGAUCCCCUCAAGCGCCCUGUCGAUCCUGAGAAUGCACCCGAGGACUGGAUACGCGCCGUAGAAGACUGUGCUGCCACGCCAUCAGUCACGCUCAUCACUGGGCCACCAUUAUCCGGAAAAUCCACGUUCGCAAAGAGACUGCUUAACCGCUAUCUCACCGGCCUCGGCAAGACAGCACGAGCCUUACUUGCUGUCUGCUACCUAGAUCUUGAUCCAAGCAAACCGGAGUACACUCCUCAUGGCCAGGCCUCACUCGCUCUCGUACGGGAACCAAACUUCGGAUCUUCCUUCACGCAUCCCUCGCCUAUUCCAGGAGCUGAAGGCACAAAUGAAACCAUCUCCGCGCAUCCCGUUCCAGUUCGCGGCCUCGUGAACUACGAAGACUACUUCAUGUCCUGCAUUGAGGACCUCUUCCGCACAUACCAAAGCCUCCAGACACCUGAUCCUAUCCCGCUAAUCAUCAACACGCCCCCCUCACUCUACACCACGCACUUCCCCCUCCUAACCAACCUCCUCUCCCUCCUCAAACCAUGCCACCUCAUCCACCUCGGCAACACAGCCGCCAUCGACCAACCCACCGCCUUAAAACUCGACACCCUCCAAACCACCAUCUCCAAACUGGGCACCACACUCCACGAACUCACCGCCCAGGGGCCCCCCACCCAACCAUCUCUCACCGACGCUAACCUCCGCGCCAUGCACAUGCAAUCCUACUUCCACCUCGCCAGCCUCAAGCAGCCCCCACCCUCCGCCCACGGUCCUCCGCAGCUAACAUGGACCCCGCGCCCCCUCUCCACCCUAACGCCCUGGGAAUUCCACUACGAAGAAACACCCACCCACACCCAAGACCUACUCGGCUUCCUCCUGCUCGCCGAGCCCAUCGCCCCCUCGCACCUCCUCACCGCGCUAAACGGCUCCAUCGUCCACAUCCUCGAGACCACCGACCCGGACAUCAGCCGGUCGCGGGGCCCCGCGCUCCCGCGCACGGGAAAAUACCGACUCCCGUACUUCGCGCCGAGCAAGGACACGCGCACGAUGCAGCCGCUCGACCCGCGCACGUCGCGCCUCGUGUGCACGGCGCUGAUCCGCGGGUUUGAGCCGCAGGAGCGCAUCGUGCAGGUUCUGGUGCCGAGGACGCACGACGGGCUGGUGCGCACGCUGAGGCCGGAGAACACGGUGUUCGUGGCGGGGUGCUGCGAUAUGCCUGAGUGGGCGUAUGUGGAGGACGCGUAUGCGCAGCUCAGCGAUACAGCGGCACUGCGGAGAACGCAAGGUGGUGGGCGGUUCAUAGGAGAUGAUAGUGCGAUGAUGAUGGAGGGGAUGGAGACGCCGAUGCCGCCUUGGGUCGAGAGGGAGAGUGUUGUGCAGGGUAUGGGGUAUUUGAACGCUGUGCGGCGGGUGCGGAAGUUCCAUCAGUGAGAGCAAGGAAUGAAACGUUCUGCGGGAUCGAGCGCUUCUGGAUAGAC
Trematosphaeria pertusa is the source of this 2112-nucleotide messenger RNA. RefSeq lists its product as uncharacterized. The transcript is spliced from 3 exons. Lineage: Eukaryota; Fungi; Ascomycota; Dothideomycetes; Pleosporales; Trematosphaeriaceae. Gene Ontology annotation, biological process: cleavage in ITS2 between 5.8S rRNA and LSU-rRNA of tricistronic rRNA transcript (SSU-rRNA, 5.8S rRNA, LSU-rRNA). Gene Ontology annotation, molecular function: polynucleotide 5'-hydroxyl-kinase activity. The record is from RefSeq and is a predicted model, not a curated record. Gene Ontology annotation, cellular component: nucleus. Bases 20 to 2065 code for a protein of 681 amino acids.